AAAAACUUCUGCCUGUUUACCGAAAGUGACAAAUUUGGAAGUUUUGAAAUGCUUUCGUGUAUUAAUGCUGAUAUGGUUGAUUUAAUUUGAACUUAUUUUCUAUUUAUAAUGAGAGUUAAUCUCGGAAAACAUUUUAUUCAAUUUUCAGAAUGUCUUUACUGAGUGCAAAGUGGAAAAAAAAAUGAUUGUUAUGUAUUGUUUUAAAGAAAUGUCAUAGCGAGAUAUAUUCCCUCAUCUUGUAAAAAUUUAUCGCAUUUUUUAUUUUUAGGUGAAAGUUAAUUUAUAGUGAAAUUAUAUACUUGUUAUUUUAAUUAUGAGUUCUAAUCGAGGAAACAAAAAGCACAUUUGUGUGGUAGUUUUAGGAGAUUUCGGUCGAAGUCCAAGAAUGCAGUAUCAUUCAUUGUCUUUAGCUAAACACAAUUACUUGGUCGAUGUGGUGGCUUAUAAAGGUUCCAGUCCAUUCAAUCAGGUGCUUGAAAACGAGAGGAUCCAGAUUCAUUAUAUGAAAGAGGUUCCAGCCAUUAUAGGAAGGACGCCCAAAAUUAUCCAAUAUAUUUUAAAAACUAUUUGGCAAGCUUUACUUCUUUUUUGGACUUUACUUUGCCUUUCAAAAAUGAACUGCAUUUUACUUCAAAAUCCCCCAUCGAUUCCCACAUUACCAGUAUGCUGGCUUAUAUCCUGGCUUAGAUAUUGUUCUCUAUUUGUUGAUUUUCACAAUUAUGGAUAUACCAUACUAAGCCUCUCUACUGGAAAGAAGAGUAAAUUAGUAAAAUUCGCAAAGUGGUGUGAAAUGUAUUUUGGCCGUAAAGCAAAUAAGUCCAUAUGCGUCACUAAAGCCAUGAAAGAUGAUUUAAAUGAAAAUUGGAACAUUAGAGCAUCUGUGUUGUAUGAUUGCCCACCUAGCAUCUUUCAUCCUAUUUCAGUGGAAGAAAAACAUUAUUUUUUUAAGAAAAUGAGUGAAACAUAUCCUCAAUUUAAAUCAAAAUUAGAAACUGCUGAAAAUGAAACUCGUUUUACUAAACUAAUUGAAGAUAAAUGUGAAUUACUUCCGAGUCGACCAGCAUUGGUAGUUAGUAGCACUAGUUGGACUGAAGAUGAAGACUUUUCUCUUCUACUUGCUGCAUUAGAUGAUUAUGAAGAAGCAGCAACCAGGAGAAAGGACCUUCCAAACUUGAUUGUUGCCAUUACUGGUAAAGGUCACUUAAAAAGUUAUUAUGAAAAGGAAAUUAAAAAUAAGAAUUUUUUGCGGGUUGAAGUUAUAACUUUGUGGUUAAAGUUUGAAGAUUAUCCUACAUUCCUUGCAUGUGCUGACUUGGGGAUAAGUUUACAUAGUUCUUCUAGCGGUCUAGAUUUGCCUAUGAAGGUGGUUGAUAUGUUUGGAUGUUGCUUACCUGUCUGUGCUGUUUCAUUUAAUUGCAUUGAUGAGCUUGUUAAGAAUGGAGAAAAUGGUUUAGUUUUCACUAGUGCUAUUCAAUUAAGCAAUCAACUCCAGUUCCACUUUUGAAAUCAUGUUUUUAAGAUAUCUCGGGAAAAUGUCAGAAACAAAAAACUAGACUUGGUUCAUUCAGCAAAAGAAAAAUGAUGAGAUUUACUGCAUUUUUUUUUCAAUGAAGGGAAGAAGUCAAGUGACAUAGUUUCAGUUACUUCCUUUGGAAUACUCCUUUUUUUCUACCAAGGACUCACUGGGACUGAAGGAGUUGAAAAAUGAUAAAAGAGCUCACUUUCUUACCAUUGUUUUUUCUGAUAGAGAAUGGCAUGUCAUGACCAGUAGAAAUCCUUCCAAGUAGUCAGUGAUUCCAUCCACUUCUGCAUCGGUUGGAACAUUGCGUCUUCCCCCACAUUUAAUGGUCUGCCUCAAGUUAUUGUUUGCUGUGAACAAUUUUGGAAACGAUGUAGAAAAUUUGAUGAGUUCAUUUAGACAAACAAGUUAUGAUGAUUACCAGAUCAAAGAACGUUAUAAAUUACCUAGAUUUCCUGUGAAACCUGCCGAACUGUAUCCACACAAGUGCUAUAUGUGUGAUAAAAGGUUUACUCAAAAAGGUUCUCUAAAUCGUCACAUGAUUACUCACAAGAGUGAGAGACCAUUUGCGUGUGAUAUCUGUCCAAAGCGUUUCAAGUACAGGACAGUACUCAUUCACCACAAAGCUCUCCAUUUGAAUAAUUCAUCUUACAUUUGCAAUAAAUGCGGGCAAUCAUUCCGUUAUGAAGCGCUGCUACAUACACAUGAAAUGAAUGGUGAUUGCAUUAAGCCUUCCUAUGUUUGAUAGUCCGUUCAUUUUACUAAACAUGAAAAAUGCUUCUUGGUAGCUAAAUAUUUCGAUACAUAUUUUGUUACAGAUUUAUAUUUUAUAAUAUCACUUGUUUUUGAUCUCGUCUAUUUUGUGAUCUUAGUUUUAUUUUUGUGAAUAAAAAAUUACUUUAUUUAUGAUUGAA
Molecule: messenger RNA, 2433 nt
Organism: Parasteatoda tepidariorum (common house spider)
Lineage: Eukaryota; Metazoa; Arthropoda; Arachnida; Araneae; Theridiidae
Source: RefSeq, a predicted model, not a curated record